Mytilinidion resinicola is the source of this 507-nucleotide messenger RNA. RefSeq lists its product as uncharacterized. The record is from RefSeq and is a predicted model, not a curated record. The transcript has 2 exons. Bases 1 to 507 code for a protein of 168 amino acids. Lineage: Eukaryota; Fungi; Ascomycota; Dothideomycetes; Mytilinidiales; Mytilinidiaceae.
AUGGCUCGGUCUUCUCAAUUGAGACUCAGACUCAAACGUUUCGAAAAAGCCCAGACCGAUAGCAUUGACAAACGCUGGGAGCCCACUGGCCCGUUCCGUUUCCUAGAUCUCCCACGCGAGCUCAGGAACAUGGUCUAUGUAGAGCUCUUGACCAACGGAACUGCUAGAAGGAAGGGAACCAACGGAACCAUCACCUGCUUCGACCGAUGCGCGAGGACUGUCUGGCUCAGCAAGGCCUAUAAUUACAAGAAGGCCAAGGAGGGCAAGUACAAGACCGACACCAACCCAGUAUUCACGGCUAUCCUAAGAACCAACAAACAAGUCCACGCGGAGGCGAAAGAAGUUCUAUAUAGCUUCAACAUCUUCUCUGUCGAUCUAACGCGCGAGCACAAUCGCCUCCUCAAUAAAAUCGAGCACGAGGAAAACGUCCUUCCGAACCCAGGCAUCGAAGCCGACGACAAUGAAGCAUACAGACGUGAAGAUGCUGAUCCUGGUGGCCUGCCCUAG